Messenger RNA from Hippocampus comes (tiger tail seahorse), 1303 nucleotides. RefSeq names its product E3 ubiquitin-protein ligase MARCH2-like. Gene Ontology annotation, biological process: protein ubiquitination. Gene Ontology annotation, molecular function: ubiquitin-protein transferase activity; zinc ion binding. The record is from RefSeq and is a predicted model, not a curated record. Bases 493 to 1239 code for a protein of 248 amino acids. The transcript has 5 exons. Lineage: Eukaryota; Metazoa; Chordata; Actinopteri; Syngnathiformes; Syngnathidae.
CGAAAGACGUUAAAAUAUCCCACGUUAAAAGACGACCUCAAAGGCAGCGUCGCGUCACGUGACCCCCCUCGCACAGCUGAGGCUGCUGAGACUGCUGAGGCUUGCCUGAUGCUAGCUCGUUAGCCACGCUAGCUUUGUCUGGAAACCGUCGGCGAGACCUCCGCUUUCCUUUAUACGUUUUUAACGAUAACCGUCGAGGAGGGGAAACCUUCGACGAUCCAUGGCGGUGUUGCAAUGUGUGUGCUCGGCUUUCGCGUUGCCUCUCAUUUACCGCUUUUGGUUCGAUGUCAAUGUCAUCUUUUGCGGCUAAGGCUGAGCAGUUAGCUUCCCGUCGUAUGCUGUUUUGCUUUCCCCACGGAAGCCAAAGCCGAGCGACGAAGGGGGGCGACUGGAGGGUGGACGGAGGCAGAGAACCAGGUUUUGAACCUUCUCAGAUCUUCUUGAGAAGUCGCCUGUGCUGUCAUCUUGCUCCUUGUCAUCCCCAGCUGAGCCAUGUCUUCGUCAGGGUGCUGCCACCUCCCUGGCUCCCUAUGUGAUUACUCGGGGAACGCGGAAUCCGACUCCUCCAAGGAUUCUGAAGAGUCUGAUUCCACUGCACAGGCUCAGUACAUUGCCAAGGUUACGGCUAAAGACGGCCACCCACUCUCCACCAUUGUUAAAGCUGUGAGCCUACAAAGUGAUGUAGGCAUGUGUCGGAUUUGCCAUGAGGGAGGCGGAGGGGAGACACUGCUUUCCCCGUGCGAAUGCACUGGCACACUCGGGAAAGUGCACAAGAGCUGCUUGGAGAAGUGGCUGUCGUCCUCCAACACCAGUUACUGUGAACUGUGCCACACAGAGUUCACCAUUGAGCGGAGGCCACAACCCCUCACACAGUGGCUGAAGGACCCAGGCCCCCGCAGCGAGAAGCGCACUCUAUUGUGCGACAUGGCCUGCUUUCUCCUCAUCACACCGCUGGCAGCGAUCUCGGGGUGGCUGUGUCUGAGGGGAGCCCAGGACCACCUGCAGCUCAAGAGCAGACUGGAGGCCGUCGGCCUCAUCGCGCUAACCAUCGCUCUCUUCACCAUCUACAUCCUCUGGACACUGGUGUCAUUUCGAUACCAUUGUCAGCUGUACUCGGAGUGGAGGAGGACCAAUCAGAAAGUGCGUCUGCUCAUGCCUGACAUGAAAGGCAUACUCCCCACCCAAAGUUCUGUGCCGACCAAGUCGACAAAGAAAAUGACUGAUGAGACCAUCGUAUGAGUGUGGCUCGGAGGCAAGGGGAAUAUUUAAAAUCAAGCCAGCCGAAGCACUCUGGGAGUUAAAA